AUGGAAAGAGAUUCAUCACUUUGGAUUUUGCUAUUCUCUAUCUCCAUUUUAGCAUGGCUAUCGCCUUGUGAUGGCAAUACCCCUCCUGGGAAUUGCUCAGAGUCUGAUAGAAAAGCUCUAAGUGACUUCAAAGAUGGCCUUCAAGAUCCUGAGAAUCACCUCUCUUCAUGGCAAGGAAGCAAUUGUUGCCGGUGGCGAGGAAUAGGCUGCGAUGAGAGGACCGGAGGAGUAAUAAGCAUUGAUCUUCAGGGCUCAUAUGGACCAAACUCUGGUACGCACGGUUAUUGGAACCUAAGCGGAGAAAUUAGACCUUCAUUAGCGCAACUCAAGUCUUUGAGAUACUUGGACUUGAGCUCAAAUAAAUUUGAUGGUAUUCCACUUCCUGAAUUUGUUGGUUCUUUGGGGAACCUGCGGUACCUAAACCUGUCAAAUGCCGGGUUUAGUGGUGCAAUUCCUCCAGAUCUAGGAAAUUUGUCGAACUUGCAGUAUCUUGACCUUUCUUCUCACUUUUCUGGUUUAAGUGCUAAUGAUCUUGGGUGGAUAACUGCGCUUGGUUCUCUGAAAUAUCUUGCGCUUGAUGGAGUGGACCUCUCAAUGGUCAGUUCAAAGUGGAUCAGCAUGCUAAACGGGUUUCCGUCGUUGUCCGGGUUGCAUCUGUCCAAUUGUGGCCUAUCUGGUUCGAUAUCAUCACCUGGUUUGGUGAACUUUACUUCACUUGCUGUUAUAGACCUCAGCUUCAACAGUUUCAAUUCAGAGUUCCCUCGAUGGCUUGUGAAUAUAAGCACCCUUGUUAGUGUUGACAUGAGUUAUAGCAGUCUAUAUGGAAGGGUCCUUCCUGGUCUAGGCGAGCUACCGAAUAUGCAAGUCCUAAUUCUAUCUGGGAACAAUAACCUCUCAGCCAGUUGCACUCAGUUGUUCCAAGGAUCAUGGGAAAAGUUGGAAGUUAUGAAUUUGGCUGCUAACAAAAUACACGGAAGACUUCCCAGUUCUAUUGGAAACAUGACCACUCUUACUGAUUUUGACCUUUCUGACAAUAUGGUCAGGGGAGGAAUACCGAGCUCCAUCGGUUCACUUUGCGGUUUAGUUAAUUUUGAUUUGUCCGGCAAUAACUUGACAGGUAGUUUGCCAGAAAUCCUCCAGAGGGGAUCCGAAACUUGUGCUUCCAAGAGUUCUCUGCCUAGUUUGAGGUUCUUGAGAUUGAGCAACAACCGGCUAAGUGGUUAUCUUCCAAGCUGGUUGGGCCAACUUAAAAACCUUGAGGAACUUACUCUCGACUAUAACUUUCUUGAAGGGCCGAUUCCUUCUUCUCUUGGGACGCUGAAAAACCUCACUAAUCUGGGGCUUGGUGGGAACCAAUUGAAUGGGGCUCUUCCCGUUGAUCUGGGACAGCUUUCAGAGCUGGACACUUUCGACGUAUCUUUCAAUCAUUUGUCAGGUGAACUGUCCGAAGAACAUUUUGCAAGUCUAGGAAAAUUGAAGAUCUUAGAACUCUCAUCCAACUCUUUCACUUUAAAUGUCAGUGCAGAUUGGAUGCCUCCGUUCCAAGCUCGGAAUCUUGGCAUGGGGUCGUGCCGAAUUGGUCCGUCUUUCCCUGCCUGGCUCAGAUAUCAAAAUGAGAUAAUGUAUCUUGGUUUUUCAAAUGCGAGCAUUUCGGGGCCUGUGCCAAGCUGGUUUUGGGAUAUUUCUUCCAAUCUCUCUCUCCUAAACAUGUCUCUAAAUCAGCUGCAGGGCCAAUUACCUAAUCCAUUGCCAAUAGCUCCUUUUGCAGAUGUUGAUCUCAGCUUUAACCUUUUUCAGGGACCGUUACCUCUUCCCAUUUCUGAAAUUGAAUUAUUAGACCUCUCUUACAACCAAUUUUCCGGUGGUAUCCCACAAAAUUUAAGCAAACACAUGCCGAACUUGAUCUUCCUCUCCCUUUCAUCUAACAAAAUAACAGGUCAGCUCCCAGAAUCUAUAGGAGAAAUGCAAUUGCUUCAGGUCAUCGACCUGGCAAACAACAAUUUGAGUGGAAACAUUCCUCCAAGCACAGGGAACUGCUCACUCCUGAAGGUACUAGACCUGAAAAAUAAUUCUUUAUCGGGGUUGAUACCUGCGUCUUUGGGCCAAUUACAACAGCUUCAGUCACUCCACCUGAGCGACAAUAAGUUUUCAGGAAACCUUCCAUCUUCAUUCAAGAAUCUGUCGAGCUUAGAAACACUAGAUCUUGGCAACAACCAAAUGAACGGCACCAUACCUGCAUGGAUGGCGGGGGGUUUCAUCAAGUUAAGAAUUUUGAGUUUGAGGUCCAAUGCAUUUUCUGGAGAAAUUCCUCACGAGCUCUCAAGUUUGAGUUCGGUGCAAGUCCUGGAUCUUGCAGAAAACAAUUUGACUGGUAACAUUCCUACAAGCUUUGGAGAUCUUAAAGCAAUGGUGGAAGGGCAAGCUAGAAACGAGUACCUCUUUUACGGGAAGUACAGAGGCAUGUACUAUGAAGAGAACUUCAUUGUGAACAUGAAAAACCGGCCCCAACUGUACACCAAGACUCUUUCCCUUCAUGACGCUCUUAUUCAGAAGAGUAAUGACUUGAAGAUUAUCGAGCGGUCUCUUGAGAGAAAUGGAGAAACACUGGAUCAAUUGAAGUCCCUUAAUGCUGAACAAGAGAAAGAUGUUAAGCGUGUACGACAAAGGGAAGCACUGCUAGAAAAGGCUAAGGUGAUGAAGAAGAAGUUGCCAUGGCUUAAGUAUGACAUGAAAAAAGCUGAAUAUAUGAAGGCUAAAGAGCUGGAAAAUGAGGCAAAGAACAAAUUAAAUGAAGCUGCUAGGACUUUAAAUGAUUUUAAAGAGCCCAUUGAGAAACAAAAGAGGGAUAAAGUGGCACUGGAAGCUAAAUGUAAAAAAGUUGGCAGUCUUAUAAGUGACAACGCCAAGAGACGCUUGGAAAUUAUGGAGAAGGAAACCCAGUUGGAGGUGCAAGCACAGGGAAAGUACAAGGAAAUCCAGGAUCUGAGGAAGCAAGAGGCAUCUCGGCAGCAAAGAAUCUUAAGAGCAAAGGAGGAGCUUGCUGCUGCUGAAUCAGAACUUAAAAAUUUGACUGCAUACGAGCCACCGACUGCUGAAAUCAGCAAGUUACGUGCUUCUAUCCUAGAAAUAGAAGAUUCUGAGAGGAACAUGAGGCAGCGGAAGUCAGACCAGGAAAGAACCUUGGGUCAACUUAAAAUGUCGUUGCAGCAUUGUUUAGACAGGUUGAAGGAUAUGGAGAGUACAAAGAGCAAACUUCUACAUGCGCUAAAAAAUUCUGGAACUGAGAAGAUAUAUGAAGCUUAUCAAUGGUUGCAAGAACAUCGAUCUGCAUUGAAUAAGGAGGUGUAUGGUCCUGUGCUACUUGAGGUUAAUGUUUCGGACAGGGACCAUGCUAGUUACUUAGAAGGCCACAUCUCUUAUUACAUGUGGAAGUCUUUCAUAACUCAAGAUUCUGGGGAUCGAGACUUCCUUGUAAAAAAUCUCCGGCCAUUUGAUGUUCCUGUAUUGAAUUUUGUGGGUAAAAGUGGUCAUAAAGAACCUAUUCAUCUUCCUGAGAAGUUGCGUGCACUUGGCAUCUAUUCCCGGCUUGACCAAGUCUUUGAUGCUCCUGAUGCUGUGAAGGAGGUUAUGAUCAAUCAAUUUGGUCUGGAAUACUCGUACAUUGGAACAGCAGAAACUGAUCAGAAGGCAGAUGAGGUUUCAAAGUUGGGAGUUUUAGAUUUUUGGACUCCAGAUAAUCACUACAGGUGGUCAAGGUCUAGAUACGGUAAUCAUGUUUCAGGGAGUGUGGAGCCAGUUGGUCGUUCGCGUCUUCUCUUGUGUGGUUCUGAUGCUGGGGAAAUAGAAAGGCUGCGUUCCAGGAAAAAGGACCUGGAAGAUCGUAUUAGUGAUUUAGAGGAGAGUCUGAAACCACUCCAGUCUGACAUAAGACAGAUAGAGGAUGAAGCUUCGAAGCUUCGCAAGCAGCGGGAGGACAUAGUCAAUACUAUCAAUCAUCACAAUAGAAAGAAGCAAGAAAUGGUACAUCGUGUUGAUCAAAGGAAAAAGAAGUUGGCUUCACUGCAAGAGGAGGAUGACCUGGAUACUAUUGUGAAAAAGCUUGCUGAUCAGGCUGCUGGAUUUAAUGCUGAGCGAUAUAAAUGUGCUCUUCGUGUGAAGGAAUUACUUGGUGACGCCUUUUCUUACAAACGAAGCUUUGCUGAUAAACAUAUGGCUUCUAUUGAGUUUGAUGCAAAGAUCAGAGAAAUGGAAAUCAGUCUCAAGGAGCAUGAGAAGUUUGCGCUGCAAGCAUCACUGCACCUUGAGUAUUGUAAGAAGGAGGUAGAAGAUCAUAGGCGACAGCUAGCUGCUGCGAAGGAGCAGGCAGAAUCAGUCACGGUGAUUACUCCAGAACUUGAAAAGGCAUUCCUUGAGAUGCCAACUACUGUUGAGGAACUUGAGGCUGCUAUACAAGACAAUAUUUCUCAAGCAAAUUCAAUUCUCUUUCUAAACCCCAAUAUAUUGGCAGAAUACGAGGAUCGUCAGCGCCAGAUAGAGGCUAUUGCGAGGAAACAUGAAGCUGAUAAAAGGGAACUGACGAGAUGUUUAGCAGAAAUAAAUGCCCUUAAGGAAUAUUGGCUGCCUACCUUGAGAAAUAUUGUGAGUCAGAUUAAUGAAACUUUUGGUCGUAAUUUCGAAGAGAUGGCUGUUGCAGGGGAGGUUUCAUUGGAUGAGCAUGGCUCGGACUUUGAUCAAUAUGGAAUACUUAUAAAAGUGAAAUUCAGGCAAGCUGGACAACUUCAAGUUCUUAGCGCUCACCACCAAUCUGGAGGGGAACGCUCCGUAUCAACUAUUCUUUAUCUUGUUUCGCUUCAAGACCUGACUAACUGCCCAUUUAGGGUGGUUGAUGAGAUAAAUCAAGGAAUGGACCCUAUCAAUGAAAGAAAGAUGUUUCAGCAAUUAGUCAGAUCUGCCAGCCAACCCAAUACACCUCAGUGUUUUCUUCUUACUCCAAAGUUGCUACCGGAUUUGGAAUACAGCGAAGCAUGUAGCAUCCUGAAUAUAAUGAAUGGGCCUUGGAUAGAGCAGCCUUCGAAAGUGUGGAGCAGCGGUGGCUGUUGGCGUUCGGUCACAGGCUUGGCUAGCACAAGUAGAUGCUGAUACCGAUCUCUCUACAAUAUUUAUUGCAUGGAUGCAAUGACAUUUGGUAGCGUGAUGUGAAACAUUGUCCUGCCUACAUGUCAGUUUUGUCUUGAAUGUGCCUCAAGUUUCGGUGCUGGGCAUUAGAGAGUUCUCUUAGUUCUUGUGUAGAAAAAAUAAGGUCGCAUCUGGAUUUACGAGCAACGCAGUAUUUAACAUGUCAGUUAGUAAUGCCCUUGGUGCUCAUGGGAUGCCGUUACAUUGCUGCUCGGUGACAAAUUGCUGCGCUCUCUACUUUGUAUAGAUUGCAUUUGAAUGACUUGGCAUUGUUAUGUUAACUAAUCUAAAUAGUAAAUGAUUUUGUGGUAAGACUUAUGCUGAUCAUUGUAUCAAAUUUAAGGGACGAAAACCUUGCAAUAUUUUCU
Messenger RNA from Rhodamnia argentea, 5543 nucleotides. Its product is annotated as structural maintenance of chromosomes protein 5. Gene Ontology annotation, biological process: double-strand break repair via homologous recombination. The record is from RefSeq and is a predicted model, not a curated record. Gene Ontology annotation, molecular function: protein binding; ATP hydrolysis activity; ATP binding. The transcript is spliced from 28 exons. The coding region runs from base 1 to 5139 and encodes 1712 amino acids. Gene Ontology annotation, cellular component: Smc5-Smc6 complex. Lineage: Eukaryota; Viridiplantae; Streptophyta; Magnoliopsida; Myrtales; Myrtaceae.